UAAAUUAGGUCAAUCAGGUCAAUUUUCGUUUUACAAUAAUAGCAAAAGUGAGGUUAUGUUACGGAAAAAAAUCAAAAACAUGAAAACAGUGUUUGCGUCGGCUUUAAUAAUUUUAAUAGUGUCAAAUGUAGUUAUUGCAAUUGAAGAAGAUCUUCUUCAUUCCGUGCAAGAUGAUGUUGCCGGGGAUUCUUAUAAAUAUUACAGUUUAAUGUACGAAGGUGUUGUGAAAAUACAAUUAAUUUCCGAAACUGGAGAUGCAGAUAUUUAUGUUUCGCAAAUAACAGCGAAACCAACUUACGAAUCAAAUAAUUAUUGUUUACAAUCGACAACUUGUGGCGAAGAUAUUAUUUAUAUUCCACAAAGUUUCAAGCGACCAGUCAGUAUUGGUGUUUAUGGACAUCCAUCACAUGAAAAUAGUCGUUUUACGCUUUCUGUUUUUCAAAUUUUAUUAUCGGAAGGCGAAAAUUUCAACGAGCAAAGUCCAACGGAAAUUAUUCGCAAAAAACGUCUCUCAAAAAAAGAAACUCCUUCUGUGAUUAUCACAUUUUUAUGGACGUUGAUUGAUGUUUUGUUACAAUUACUUUUCUGACAUUGAGAAAAGAAAAGAAAUAAUAAAAAAUUAAUAAUUUAUAAAUAUAUAAAAGAAGAAAAAGC
Molecule: messenger RNA, 654 nt
Organism: Leptopilina boulardi
Lineage: Eukaryota; Metazoa; Arthropoda; Insecta; Hymenoptera; Figitidae
Product: UPF0669 protein C6orf120 homolog
Exons: 5
Coding region: 56-589 (177 amino acids)
Source: RefSeq, a predicted model, not a curated record